CGGCGAAAGGGAGACGACGACGAGGAGUAUCCAUAUGCCCUCCCUCUCGUCUGACCUGCCACGGCAAAGAAGCCAGCCAGGCAGCCAGCCUAGCAGUUGACUUUUCUACUGCCCCGCCCACCCCGAUGCCCUCCGCCUCCCGACGGAGGCCCCCGCCGCCGCACCGCCGUCGCGCCAUGCUCCCCACCUCCUCCACCCUCUCCGUCUCCGCACCCACGCCCCCAAAGCCUCUCUACCUCCGCCGCUCGCUCAUUGCCGCCGCCGCCGCCGCUCUGGCCGUGCUUCUCCUCCUCGCCGCCGCCUACGCCCCCUGGAGAUCCGACCUCCCACCGCCCGCCCUCCUCAGCCGCCCAGCGGCGCCCACCGCCAGGUUCUACUCCUUCGACCUCGUCCGCGAGUACCCCCACGACCCGGACGCCUUCACCCAGGGUCUCUUGUACGGGGGAAAUGACACUCUUUUCGAGUCCACUGGCCUUUACCACAGGUCUUCAGUCCGAAAGGUUGAGCUUCCAACUGGAAAAGUUCUGGUUCACCAUGAAAUGGACGGGUAUAUGUUUGGAGAAGGUCUAACUCUUCUAGGCGACAGAUUGUUUCAAGUCACCUGGUUGAAGAACGAUGGAUUUAUAUAUGAUCGACAUAACUUCACCAAACGCAAGAGUUUUACCCACAAAAUGCGAGAUGGUUGGGGUCUGGCGACUGAUGGAAAAGUUCUUUUUGGUAGUGAUGGUACUUCAAAGUUAUAUCAGAUGGAUCCAAAGUCAUUUGAAGUCAUGAAAAUGGUGACUGUCAAGUAUCAGGAUAAUGAAGUCCCCUUUAUUAACGAGCUGGAAUAUAUAGAUGGUGAAGUAUGGGCAAAUGUCUGGCAGACAGACUGCAUAGCUAGAGUCUCCCCUGAAGAUGGCCAAGUGCUGAGCUGGAUCUUUCUUCAUGAGCUGAGGCGGAACUUGUGGAAUUCUGGUAACACGGUUUGUCAGGGUAACAGGAUUGAACAAAAUAUCGAUGUCCUAAACGGAAUAGCUUGGGAUGAAGGAAAUCACAGAUUAUUUGUGACAGGAAAGUUGUGGCCAAAGCUUUAUGAGAUCAAGCUACGGCCAGUGGAUGGUCCAGCUGAUGGAUCUGUAGAAAAGCUUUGCCCAAAAGCUAGCUUUUAUCGCUGAGGGAGUGUCCACUCAAGUAUGAGCAAUUGCUAGAGGCUGGUAUAGCUGUAGCUUUUAUAGUAGUAAGAUGUUGUAACCUGUAUGGUUGUGUUACUCUUGUUCAGAAGAGUACCAUGUUUUGCUGUGAUAUGAUGCACCAUCACGUAUUUGAAUUUGAAAUGAAAGGAAAUGAAAUAUUUUGUUGCCUAAAGCCUA
Panicum virgatum (switchgrass) is the source of this 1352-nucleotide messenger RNA. RefSeq names its product glutaminyl-peptide cyclotransferase-like. Lineage: Eukaryota; Viridiplantae; Streptophyta; Magnoliopsida; Poales; Poaceae. The coding region runs from base 126 to 1157 and encodes 343 amino acids. Gene Ontology annotation, molecular function: glutaminyl-peptide cyclotransferase activity. The transcript has 12 exons. The record is from RefSeq and is a predicted model, not a curated record.